AUGGUGAAGUUGGACGUGACGCUCCUCCGCUUCAUGGAGGAUGAAGACUUCCGCGUUCUGACGGCGCUGGAGAUGGCGAUGCGCAACCACGACGUCGCCCCCACCGCCCUCGUUGAGCGCAUUGCCCAGCUGCCGCACGGUGGCUGUCGCAAGCGACUGAACACGCUGCUGAAGCACAAGAUGAUCCACCACGAAAACACCAUGUACGACGGCUACGCCAUGAAGUACGGCGCCUACGACUACCUGGCACUGCGCACGCUGAGCCGCCGAGGCACGUGCACGGGCGUGGGUCACCGCAUCGGCUGUGGUAAGGAGUCCGACAUCAUCCUCGUGCGUGAUGACAACGGGCACGACUGUGUGCUGAAGCUGCAGCGCCUCGGCCGCUGUUCGUUUCGCACCGUCACGCGCAAUCGCGACUACAAGGGAAAUGGACGCACGCGCCACGGUGAGAGUUGGUUCUACCUCUCCCGCCUUGCCUCGCAGAAGGAGUACUCGUUUAUGAAGGUGCUGUAUGACGAGGGCUUCCCAGUGCCGAAGCCGAUUGACCAGAACCGACACGCGCUGCUGAUGGAGCUGGUGCCGGGGACGCUGCUGAACAACAUCACCGAGCUCGGCGACGCCAGCAAGGUCUACCGGCGCGCCCUCGAGCUGAUGGUGAAGCUGGCGGAGGCGGGGCUCAUUCACGGCGACUUCAACGAAUUCAAUUUGAUGAUCACCGAAGACCAGCGCGUAAUCGUUAUCGACUUCCCGCAGAUGGUGUCCACCAACCACCCGAACGCGGCGGAGCUGUUCGACCGCGAUGUGCACAACUUAGCCAACUUCUUUCAACGCCGCUUCAAGGUGGAGACGACGUGGUUCCCUACCUUGGCGAACGACGUGGUGCGUCAUGGGGAGUUGGACAAGCAGGUCUACGCGAGUGGGCACUUCACGCACAGGCAGCAAGAGGACCUUGAGCGUCUGAUGGAAGAAGGUUUCCAGCGUGCGAAGGAGGAAGGGGGCGGCGAAGGCGCUGACGCAGAUGGUAGUGAUGAAGAGGAAGAAGAACAGCAAGACGGUGAGGAGGGCAACUCCGAUGUGAACGAUACCGACAUCGACGAUGGUGAGGAAGGACAGUUUACAGCCGUGCUGCGUCGCGCUGCUGCUACUGGUGCUGAAGAGGAUGGUAAUGGUGACGGUGAAGACGACGGUUCCAGCGAUGCCGGCUCACUCGACGAGGCAAUGGAAGGCGCCCGUGAACUCCGCCAAGGCGAAUACUACGCCCGCAACGCGAACCGCAACGCAAACUUCUUGGCCGAUGGCGAGAUCAACGAGGACCACGUGAAACACCAGAUUCGAAAGAACAUCCGUCGCAAAGACAACAGCGACUUCAACCGCCACCUGCACCGCAACGUGCAGAAGGGCCGUCAGAAGCAGAAAAUUCAACGCCAGCUCAAGAGUUCCGGUGGCGGCGGCUUUUUUGACUAG
Messenger RNA from Leptomonas pyrrhocoris, 1464 nucleotides. RefSeq lists its product as hypothetical. Lineage: Eukaryota; Euglenozoa; Kinetoplastea; Trypanosomatida; Trypanosomatidae. Gene Ontology annotation, cellular component: preribosome, small subunit precursor; nucleus; cytosol. The record is from RefSeq and is a predicted model, not a curated record. The transcript has a single exon. The coding region runs from base 1 to 1464 and encodes 487 amino acids. Gene Ontology annotation, biological process: protein phosphorylation; maturation of SSU-rRNA. Gene Ontology annotation, molecular function: ATP binding; protein serine/threonine kinase activity.